AUGUUUUCUUCAGCAGAUGCUUUCUCCAAUGAUCAGAGCUCAACACAAACCAAAAGGGGAAUGUAUACUGUUAGUACAUCUCAGCAAACUGAAUCAAUGACCCAGCAGCCUUUUACAGGUAUCUCUUGGUUAAGUUACAAUAUAUUGAAUUGUGAACGCAAUUAAAAAUAUAUCGCCAGUUUAUGGUUCGCUAUAUAGUUCAAUUGAGUCAACCUUCAAAAUGUAUAUCCGCUACCUGUUCCGUCGGUUUUCUUUUUGUUUUUGUUUUGUUUUUUAAUUUGUUUUUUGUUUUUUUUGUUCCCUUUGUGCCUCACAUCCUUUUGAAAAUGCAGUAAAAAAAAUAUAGCCAUGAGGCAAGUGUGUAACCUGAUAGAGAUGGCUUCAACGAGUCCAUACAAGUACUUGUGAAGUGAGGUGGUGAAUCUCCUCUACCAACAGCAAAUAUAAAUGCUGUGUGGCAUUGUAAUAAAACGAAAUCGAUCUAAUUUGUAGUGUUUUGUCUUCGUAGGGUUGCCCACUUAUAUCACAGAAAAGAUUCGUCAGCUUUACAGAAGCCGUGAAGGGAAACUAGCGCCAUUCGCGUGGUGCGAUUAUCCUAAUUUUAACCUGAAUGAUAUUUUUACCCGAUUGAAGAUUGUGAACAAAGAAACAGUACGAGGAACAUUGACCGACAAUGAAAUCGCCAACAUGACAGCCAUCUUUAGACCCCACCCGAACUGCCAGAAGCCGCAUAAAGUAUUGAUUGAAGGGGAUCCUGGCAUGGGAAAAACUACCUACUCACAAAAACUGGCGUAUGACUGGGCAAACAAGCAAAAUGAAUGGGACGCGUCUUUUCCAGAGAUUGAAGUUCUGCUCCUGCUUAGAUGCAACGACAUAAAAUCUAGCAUUUGGGAAGCUAUUGAUGAUCAAAUUCUUCCUGAAGAUAUCGACGAAAAGGCCAAGGAGACUUUCUUCAAAUACAUAAAGGAAAACCAGUCCAAAGUUCUGCUAUUGCUGGAUGGAUUAGAUGAGGCAGACCCCUGUGAACGAGACAUCUACCUCUCACUGGUAACGUGUAAACUCCUCCCAGAUUGUCACGUUGUCAUUACUUCGCGUCAUGAGGUUGGAAAGAAAGUAAGCCGAUACUGUGACAACCUGUGGGAGAUUGUAGGAUUCACCAAGGAGGAUUCGAAACGAUUUAUCGGAAACUAUUUUCAGGGCAAGGAACACUUAGCUGAGGAGUUUAUUGAAAGACACGUUAAACAUUGGUAUGCUGACCCACCUGAUCCUAACCUCCGCAGCCUCUCCGAUUUGGCGAAAAAUCCGCUUAAUUUGACUUUACUCUGUUGUAUUUUCGAAGAUUCCGAAAACGUUUUUCUUGAAAGCAGAACCCGAUUGUACAUUGAAAUCGUUCUCCUUGUUUUAAGAAGAUAUGAAGAAAAAAAUGGACUUGAAAGCAACAAUGACCAAGACUUGAUUUCAGUUUAUAGGGAAAAACUCAAACUUUUGGGCCGGUUCGCGUUAGAUUCCCUUCAUAAGGGGAAGUCGUACUUUGAAAAAGAGAAGGAUAUCGACAAUUUUGGAUUCUUGUCUUUUCAACAAGGCGGCACUAGGAGCAAACCUUGCACACGCUGUGUAUUUUCACACAAAAGCUUUCAGGAGUUUUUUGCUGGUUUUUAUCUGGCGUUUCAGGUUAACGAAGGACAAAUUGACUUUGCCCACGUUUUAACCGAUGAAAGAUAUUUGAAGGAACUGAAAGAGGUUUUUUUGUUCAUGAGUGGAAUCAUAGCAAUCAAAAGCGAGAAAAUUGGAGAAUCCAUCCUUAUUUGUAUGGCCAAGCAUAUCAGUGGUCUUCUUCGUAGAUCCGACCAAAAAGUUAAAUCGUAUAUGGCGUUGGCUUGUGAGUGUGUUUUUGAAUGCGAUUACAGCCCCCUUGUAAAAUGCAAAUCGAAAGAUGAGGAGAGAAGGCUAACUUACUUGGAAUAUACUUUCGGUACGCACCUUGACAUGUCCUCCCUCACUGAAGUGGAUUUAUCCUCCGCUGAAAUAGAGAAUGUUGGUGCUGCUGUGAUUUCCGUGGUCCUCGAAAAAAACUCCUCCCUAACUCAUUUGGAUUUGAGUUUCAACAGCAUUGACCAGGAUGUUGCUUCUUCUCUUUCCAAGGCCCUCAAAGCAAACUCCUCCCUGACUUCUUUGAAUUUGGAGGGUAAUUUUAUUGGUGAGGAUGGUGCUUCUUCUCUUUCCAAGGUACUAAAAGCAAACUCCUCCCUGACUGAUUUGAAUUUGAGUGAUAACAAAAUUGGCGACGCCGGUGCUUCGUUUCUUUCCCAGGCCCUCAAGGCAAACUCCUCCCUGACUAAUUUAAAUUUGCGUAUAAACAGAAUUGGCGACGCUGGUGCUUCUUCUCUUUCUGACGCCCUAACAGCAAAUUCCUCCCUGACUGAUUUGAAUUUGAGUUUAAACAGUAUUGGCGACGCCGGUGCUUCUUCUCUUUCCAAGGCCCUCAAAGAAAACUCUUCCCUGACUGGUUUGAAUUUGUUGGAUAACAGAAUUGGCAACGCUGGUGCUUCUUCUCUUUCUGACGCCCUAACAGCAAAUUCCUCCCUGACUGAUUUGAAUUUGGGUUUAAACAGUAUUGGCAACGCCGGUGCUUCGUUUCUUUCCAAGGCCCUCAAAGCAAACUCUUCCCUGACUGGUUUGAAUUUGAGGCAUAACAUUAUUGGCAACGCUGGUGCUUCUUCUCUUUUCGAAGCCCUCAAAGCAAACUCCUCCUUAAACAAAUUGGAUUUAACUGAUAACUAUGUGAGUGCCGUUGGUGCAGCUUCUUUUAAAGAGGCCUCUAAGAUAAACAAAAAAGUGAAUGUGCUCUUUUAA
Porites lobata is the source of this 2853-nucleotide messenger RNA. NCBI's taxonomy places the organism in Eukaryota, Metazoa, Cnidaria, Anthozoa, Scleractinia, Poritidae. The record is from the annotation of a GenBank genome assembly.